Molecule: messenger RNA, 1341 nt
Organism: Entrophospora candida
Lineage: Eukaryota; Fungi; Glomeromycota; Glomeromycetes; Entrophosporales; Entrophosporaceae
Source: the annotation of a GenBank genome assembly
AUGUCGGAUCCAGUACCUAGUGACACAGAAACUGUUACAUAUGCGGUAACCGAGGAGCAAGGGAAAGCUAAUCUUCUGUUUUCAUUGGUUGAAAGCAUAGUAUCAUUGGUUGCAGUUACAUUUGGAAUUUUAGUAUUUUUUUAUAUAAGAUAUAAAUAUCCCCGAUUAGUCGACAGGGUCACGUUUCGACUUGCACUUGCUACAAUGAUAUCAGACUUUGGCAUUUGUAUAGCUCUAUUAAUCAAUUCAGCCUUUGGAUCACCCUUCGGCUCAACAUGUACAGGCGUUAUCUGGGCAUAUGUAUUUUUAAGUCUUACGUCAAUUUUCUUCCCUACUUGCAUUGCCAUCAACCUACAAAUCGUGUUCAUUAACGAGUACAGGGGUAGACGUAAAUUAGAAAUGUUUUAUUUCAUAGUUUCGACUGUUUUGGCCUUAAUUCUAUCAUUACUUCCGUUCGCCGAUCACAUGUAUGCUUGGAAUUAUCCUGAAGGUGGAUGCUUUUUCCGUGACUCGGGUACAAAAUUGAGUAUUACAUGGCAAUGGGCAUCAUUUUACGUUUGGGAAAUAAUUUGUAUACUAUAUUGUAUAAUAAUAUUAAUUUGUGUUGCGGUGAAAUUAUACAGAGUGGCAAAUCAAACAAUAACAACUCAUAGUGGCAAUCUUAGUGGUCAAACAGUGACAAGUCGAUACGAAAAGAAUGUUUUAAGGAACAAGGCCAUCAUAUCAUUAGUGGUUAAAAAGGUUAUAUGGUAUCCUAUUGUGCCCAUAAUAACUCAGGCACCAAAUUUUUUAGUCGAAACUGAUAUUUAUGUUAACCAGCAAAUCAAUUAUGUAUUUUUAAUAAUGUCUAGUUUCAACGCAGCUCAAGGUUUUCUCAAUACCAUAGUAUUUAUGCAAGAUCUCGCGGUUUCUAGAGCUUAUAAAUUAUUGAAAUUACAUUGGUGGUAUGAGCACGUUAACAAAUAUGAAGAAUCAUAUCCCCAUUUAUCACGUAAUAAAGCAUUUAAUCCAUUAGAUUCGGUUGAUGUUGAUGUUGAUCAUGACGUAAAAAGUGAAGAAGAACAACAAAGUCAGAAACAACCUUCUUUUGCUGAAAAAUUACGAUAUAAUUUGUUAACCUCAUUACUUAAUAAACCAAAAGGAGAUGUGCUGUUGAUCGAAUACGAUCAAUAUAUAACGACAAGAGAUGAUGAAGACAUAGAAUUGUCACCAACAUCAGUGCCUGAUAAGCCGGAUGAUGAUGUUGGUGGAACAGUAAAUGAUGACGAGGGUAAUGUGGGACAAUUUAAUAAAAAUGUAUUAAGCAAACUUGAUUUUCGUCCUGGUUGUGUAAACGAGUGA